This is a messenger RNA of Rubroshorea leprosula, 979 nucleotides long. The record is from the annotation of a GenBank genome assembly. NCBI's taxonomy places the organism in Eukaryota, Viridiplantae, Streptophyta, Magnoliopsida, Malvales, Dipterocarpaceae.
GCUAGUGGGGGAGGUUACAAACGCUAGCACAUGUCGACAUGUUCGUGAUAGAACCGAUUCGCUCGUGGCCCUACUAGUGGGGAUUAUACACUAGUACUCGUGUACCUGCCAGUGGGAGGUUUAUAACAGUGGCCAUGAUAACAGUGGCCAUGACUAAUAGAGGAGAUCACUACGUGAUUUUACUUGCAUUAAUGAUUUGUUAUUGAAACGCUCUGUUCAUGUUUCAACCGAUUAUUUGGCAUGCUUUAAACUUUGAUGUCGGGUCCCCAUGUUUACUUACUGAGAUAUUUCUAUCUCACAGUUUCCUUGUCCACCAUUUCAGGUAGUGAGACCCGACGCGUGGAGAGCCCGGGGGAGUGGCGAACUAGACGGCUAGGCACUUUUGGACUUAGGUUUUUGUAGCUAUGCCGUUAGUCACCCAUGCUUGACAUAGAAAAUUUUGUGUACAGAAUUUAGUGUUAGUCAUGAUUAUAUAUAUGAAGUGAUAAAUUUUGUACAUUCGACUGGUAACUAUUUGGUAAAUUUAAAAGCUUAAAUCUGAAUUGUUAAGUAAGAAUUCAGUAGGUCUCGAGCCUUGUGCAUUUGUGGGCCCCGUUAACGAGUGCACGGCGUCUGCCACGACCCCGGAUUUGGGUUCUGGGGCGUGACAGAAAAUAGAGCUUUAGCUUUUAGAAAGGUGAAAAAGUAAGUGAAAAGUAAGUAAAAAGAGAGUUUAUGAAAAGUUUGGAUUUGAAACUUUUGAGGUUUUACUGUUUAAGAGCUUUUUGAGGUUAAAAAAAUAUUUAAAAGUGUAAGUUUUUAAGAGGAAAAUUUAAAUUCAUGAGACAUGAAUAGUGUGUAAAAUCUGAAGCUCUUAGGAGCUGCACCAAACAUGCCCUAAAAGACUGAUAGGUAAAACUGCACAGUUGGUCACAAUAGCUUAAUUUAGAUUUUGGUUAUGAAUAGGGUGAGUAUUUUUAAGUAAAGGUGGAGUAUGAAU